AUGAGAGUGACAUGCCGUUGGUGCCAUAUUAAUAAUUGCAGACGAUUUCGAUGUCAAAGAAUGGAUAAGAUGAACAUGAUGUCAAACAUUGUUACUGAGGAAUUACCAAGAACUUUCAGAAUACCUGAAACAGUAGAUGUUGAGGAAGAAAAUGUAGCCACUACAUCUGAGUUUUCUACAAUGAAUAUAGCUUCAGAAAAAAUGUUAAAAAUAAAAGAUGUUUCAUUGUAUCAUAAAGGAUCAUUAAGACAUCCUAAAAUGCAUAAAAAUUACUAUCAUAAAGAGGCUAUUUUUAUUAGAAAUAUUCGUGAAACCAGAAGUCCAUGUUGGUUAAAGAGACCUUCACUUAGUUCUAUACGAAAAACUACCAAUAGAGGGAGAAAUAUUUGUUUUACCUUGCGUCGAAAUUAUAUUGAAGAUAUUUUUGAAUUUGUUCAGUAUAGAAAAGAUAAAUAUAAUGACUCCCAUCCACUAUAUGAUAUAGAAGAGGAGUGUGAUGAAGAGAUAAGAAAAUUUGAAAGAGAUGUUCAAAGUUUUGAAACAUUUCCUAAUGAAAUGACGUUUUCUGCAACUCCAAAAAUUGUUGAGUUGGAUGAACACGGGAAUGAAAUUGUAGAUACCUCUAUAACAUCUAGUAUUAAUCAUUUUAACAAUCUAUCACUUGAAAAUACAAAUCACAAAGUAUGGAGGAAUUGUAAAAUUGUGAAAAAUCCUGAAAGUUCUAACAACUACGAAAAUUUUCUUGAUUUCAGGGAGAACAUGCUUGUUUGUGGCUUACAAAGUCUUCACAUUCCAGAUAAGAAAAACGGGUCUAUUGUAAAUGAAAAAAAAUGUUUUGAGUCCUCAAUUAAUACAAUUACAGAUGAACUUGUAAAGGCAUUAAAUAUGUCUCAAUAA
This is a messenger RNA of Strongyloides ratti, 897 nucleotides long. RefSeq lists its product as hypothetical. Lineage: Eukaryota; Metazoa; Nematoda; Chromadorea; Rhabditida; Strongyloididae. The transcript is spliced from 2 exons. The record is from RefSeq and is a predicted model, not a curated record. The coding region runs from base 1 to 897 and encodes 298 amino acids.